This is a messenger RNA of Pogona vitticeps (central bearded dragon), 4419 nucleotides long. The record is from RefSeq and is a predicted model, not a curated record. NCBI's taxonomy places the organism in Eukaryota, Metazoa, Chordata, Lepidosauria, Squamata, Agamidae.
UGUCAGGAACGGUGUCUGACAUUUCCUUGGUCCACUGGAAGCAGCAGUGGCUGGAAAACGGCACCCUCUAUUUCCACGUCUCCAUGGGCAGCGCUGAGCAGCUAUCGCGGGCCACCCCGCCAACCCUGCAGGAACCUUCCGAGAUUGUGGAAGAGCAGAUGCACAUCCUCCACAUCUCCAUCAUGGGUGGCUUGAUAGCUCUGCUCUUGCUGCUGCUGGUGUUCACCGUCGCCCUGUACGCCCAGCGCCGUUGGUGCAAGCAGCGCCGGAUCCCGCAGAAGAGCGCCAGCACGGAAGCCACCCACGAGAUCCAUUACAUCCCGUCCGUCCUGCUGGGCACGCAGGGGAGGGAGAGCUUCCGCAGCUCCCGCCUGCAGGCCCACACCUCCGUCAUCGGCAUGCCCAUCCGCGAGACCCCCAUCCUGGACGACUACGACUACGAGGAGGAGGAGGAGAACCCCCUGCGGCCUGGGCUCUGCUACCGGGAGGAUGAGUUUGGGGGUCAAACGAUGAUGCAGCCACUGGACAGCCUGGGCAGGAGCGGAGGAGAGAAGCUGGAUUAUGAAAAGAAAGCGGCUGAGGUGACCCAAGAAACGGUGGAGUCCCUGAUGCAGAAGUUUAAGGAGAGCUUCCGGACCAAUACGCCCAUCGAGAUCGGCCAGCUCCAGCCCGCUCUGCGGAGUUCAUCGGUCGGGAGGCGGAAACGGAGGAACCGACCCCGAGGUGGGAUCGGGUUUGGCCGUGCCAAAGGCAACUCCGGCUCGGAAGCAGAUGAUGAAACUCAGCUGACCUUCUACACUGAGCAGUACAGGAGCCGACGGCGUAGCAAAGGCUCCCUAAAGAGCCCAGUGAACAAGACUGCGCUCACGUUAAUCGCGGUGAGCUCCUGCAUCCUGGCCAUGGUGUGCGGCAGCCAGCUGUCCUGUCCACUGACUGUCAAGGUGACGCUUCACGUUCCUGAGCACUUCAUUGCAGAUGGGAGCAGCUUUGUCGUCAGCGAGGGAAGCUAUUUGGACAUCUCCGACUGGCUUAACCCGGCGAAACUCUCUCUCUAUUAUCAAAUCAAUGCCACGUCUCCUUGGGUGAGGGAUCUCUGUGGACAGAGGACGACAGAUGCAUGCGAGCAGCUCUGUGAUGAAGAGACGGGGGAGUGCAGCUGCCACGAAGGCUACGCCCCGGAUCCCGUGCACCGGCACUUGUGUGUGCGCAAUGACUGGGGACACAGCGAGGGGCCCUGGCCAUAUACAACCCUUGAGAGAGGCUAUGAUUUGGUGACUGGAGAGCAAGCCCCAGAGAAAAUACUUAGGUCCACCUACAGCCUUGGCCAAGGCCUCUGGCUUCCUGUCAGCAAGAGCUUUGUGGUUCCCCCAGUGGAGCUGUCGAUCAACCCGCUGGCCAGCUGCAAGACGGAUGUCCUCGUGACCGAAGAUCCGGCAGACGUCAGGGAAGAAGCCAUGCUGUCGACCUACUUCGAAACCAUCAACGACCUGCUCUCCUCCUUCGGGCCAGUCCGAGACUGUUCACGCAACAACGGCGGCUGCACCCGGAACUUCAAGUGUGUGUCGGAACGGAAGGUGGAUUCCACCGGCUGCAUGUGCCCCGAGGACCUCAGGCCCAUGAAAGACGGCUCCGGCUGCUACGACUACUCCAAGGGCAUCGACUGCUCAGAUGGCUUCAACGGGGGAUGCGAGCAGCUUUGUCUCCAGCAGACGGUGCCUCUCGUCUCGGACCCCCUCUCCAGCACCAUCCACAUGUUCUGCGGCUGUGUUGAAGAGUACAAGCUGGCCCCGGACGGGAAAUCCUGCCUCAUGUUGUCGGACAUCUGCGAGGGUCCAAAGUGCCUCAAGCCGGAUGUGAAAUUCAACGACACUCUGUUCGGAGAGAUGUUGCACGGCUACAACAACCGGACACAGCACGUCAACCAAGGGCAGGUCUUCCAGAUGACAUUCAGGGAGAACAACUUCAUCAAGGACUUUCCCCAGCUGGCCGACGCGUUGAUGGUGAUCCCUCUGCCCGUUGAGGAGCAGUGCCGUGGGGUGCUCUCGGAACCGCUGCCCAACCUUCAGCUGCUCACGGGCGACGUCCGGUACGACGAAGCCAUGGGCUACCCCAUGGUGCAACGCUGGAGGGUCCGGAGCAACCUGUACAGAGUGAAGCUGAGCACGAUCGCCCUCUCCGCCGGUUUUUCAAAUGUCCUGAAGAUCCUGAACAAGGACAGCAGCCGCGAGGAGCUCCUCUACUUCCUCCAGCAGUACGGCUCCCACUACAUCGCGGAGGCCCUGUACGGAUCCGAGUUCAGCUGCACCAUCCGCUUCCCCAGCAAGAAGGUUCAGCAGCAGCUCUGGCUCCAGUAUCAGAAAGAAACGACGGAGCUGGGCAACAAGAAGGAGUUGAAGUCCAUGCCAUUCAUCACGUACCUCUCGGGGCUUCUGACGGCGCAGAUGCUGUCGGACGACCAGCUGAUCUCGGGGGUGGAGAUCCGUUGCGAGGAGAAGGGCCGUUGCCCGUCCACGUGCCACCUGUGCCGGCGCCCGGGCAAAGAGCAGCUCAGCCCGACCCCGGUCCUCUUGGAAAUCAACCGCGUGGUCCCCCUGUACACCUUGAUCCAGGACAACGAGACACGGGAGGCCGUCCGGGGGGCCCUCAUGAGUUCCUGCUGGUGCUCGGGGAAAGGCGAGGUGAUUGAGGAUUGGUGCCGAUGCGACCUGAACGCUUUCGAUGAGCACGGACUCCCCAACUGCAGCCCCCUCCCUCAGCCGGUGUUGCGUCUGUCCCCAAACGUGGAACCUUCCAGCACCAUCGUCUCCCUGGAGUGGCUCGACGUGCAGCCGGCCAUCGGAACGAAGGUCUCCGACUACGUCCUCCAUCACAAGAAGGUCGACGAGUACACCGACACCGACCUCUACACGGUCCGGUUGCGUCUGUCCCCAAACGUGGAACCUUCCAGCACCAUCGUCUCCCUGGAGUGGCUCGACGUGCAGCCGGCCAUCGGAACGAAGGUCUCCGACUACGUCCUCCAUCACAAGAAGGUCGACGAGUACACCGACACCGACCUCUACACGGGAGAAUCCUUGAGCUUUGCCGACGAUUUGCUCUCCGGCCUCGGAACCUCAUGCGUGGCCGCUGGCCGGAGCCACGGGGACACCCCCGACGCCACCCUCUAUUCGGUCAUUUUCAAGUGUCUGGAGCCUGAUGGAUUGUACAAAUUCACCCUUUAUGCUGUGGACACCCGAGGAAGACACUCCGAACUGAGCACGGUCACCCUGAGAACAGCCUGCCCGUUGGUGGAUGACAGCAAGGCAGAGGAGAUAGCAGAUAAGAUCUACAACUUGUACAACGGCUACACCAGCGGCAAGGAGCAGCAGACCGCCUACAACAGCCUGAUGGAGGUCUCUGUGUCAAUGCUCUUCCGCAUCCAGCACCACUACAACGCCCACUACGAGAAGUUCGGGGACUUUGUCUGGCGCAGCGAAGACGAACUGGGCCCCAGGAAAGCCCAUCUCAUCCUUCGGAGGCUAGAGAAGAUCAGCAGCCACUGCUCCACCUUGCUCCGGAGCCCGUACAUCCAGCGCCGCACCGACACCGUCCCCUACCUCUUCUGCCGCAGCGAGGAAGUCCGGCCGUCCGGCAUGGUGUGGUACAGCAUCCUCAAGGACACCAAAAUCACGUGCGAGGAGAAGAUGGUCUCCAUGCUGCGCAACACGUACGGCGAGUCGAAGGGGCGGUGAGAGGAGGCCCUGCCCGCCCGCGGCGGCUGCGACAGGACCUUGGGGAGGCACAGCGCAGGGGGACUCGGGGGAGAGUCCAAGACGGAGCGGCAUCCGGCGGCCGGAGGGAGAGGAAACACGACCACACGGGACUUCAGAACAAAGACAGGCGGCAGCAAAUCGAGAGAUCAGCAAGAGUUUUUUUUCCUUAUCUCCCUUUUUUUAAUUAUUGUUAUAAUUAUUAUUUAAGAUGGAAGUACAUAAUUUUGGUCCGUUCAAGGGAGGGAAGUGUAUCUCUCCUUUCAAAGUCUCUUUUCUUCCUAAAGCCCUGGAUUCUGUGCUCAAACGGUCAAGAGGAAGACACAGAGCAGGACGGGGAAAUUGGGCCACUGGAGGAGGAAGGGGGGAUCACAAGGUUUCCUGGGGGGGCGCCACAUCUGUUGUUGGCAGAGGUGAACCCCCUGCCCAGACGGAUUGUGUCUCCGACGCCACCGUGGUAAGCAAGGAGGCGGGAGGCUGUGCAGUUUGCAAGAGGUGCCGACCAAGGAGGAGGCCACCAAGGGAUCCACACGUGGCUAAGGACGCGCCGGGGCGUUGUGAGCAAGCCACGGAGGGGAAACCCACGUCGCUCGAAGGUUUACAGAAGCUCUGCUCGUGCAGAGAUUUUUUUAGCAGGGUCCCACCAGGUUGUUUCAUUCAUUAAAACAUAUUU